AUGCUCGGCCUCUCGCUGUACGCUCUCGCGGCCGACCCGCCCCCCUUCCACCCCGUCUCCAUCCCCCACUCGGGCCUCGUCGACGGCAGCUCGUCGACGGCGCUCAUCUCGGCGCUCGCCUCGUCGGGGGUCGUUGCCAUCAAGGGCAUCCCGGGCUACGCGGCCCUCCGCUCGGACAUCCUCGCGGCGACCCCGGCGUGUGCGGCGACGCCCGCCGCCGCCGCGCACACCUUCCCCGACGGCACCACCCGCCGCACGCUCGCCACGCACAGCCUUCCGGGCGCGGGCGGGGUGCAGCCCCUCGCCUCGGCCGAGGGGGAGUGCGCCGCGUUUGAGCGCGCGGCCGCGCCCUUCCGCGCGCUGGUGGCGGCCGCGACCAACCUCUUCGCCGAGCGCCUCUCCUCCUCCCUCCGCGCGCGCGCGCCCCUCCUCGUCGCGGAAGACGGGACCGAGUUCAACUCUCUGCACGACGUGUCGACGGCGGGCGAGCACCUCGAGCACUUCCACGCCUACACGCGGGCGACUCCCUCCUCGCACGGCCCCGCCUCUCCCCCGACCAUCGACCUCCACACCGACCAAGGCAUCUUCAUCGCCUUCACGCCCGCGCUGAUGGUCUCCGCCACAGGGGAGCCGGACGCGGCUGCAGACGCGGGCCGCUUCGAGGUCGGGCUGGCGGACGGGUCGCGCGCGGAGGCGCACUUCGACCCCGACUCGCUCGUCUUCCUCCUCGGCGACGGCAUCCACCAGGAGGCGGUGAUCCCCGCCUCCCUCUCCGAGAACCGCAAGACCUUCGGAACCCUGCGCGCCAUCAUG
This is a messenger RNA of Emiliania huxleyi CCMP1516, 813 nucleotides long. RefSeq lists its product as hypothetical. Lineage: Eukaryota; Haptophyta; Isochrysidales; Noelaerhabdaceae. The transcript is spliced from 2 exons. The annotation marks the transcript as partial. The record is from RefSeq and is a predicted model, not a curated record.